AUGGCUUCCAUCUUCUCACCCCUCAUAACAAUCCUCCUCCUCCUCCUAAUUUUUGGUGGUGAGGCACGUGACCCUUUCGCCUGUGACCCAAAGAACACCGCCACAAAGAACUUGCCGUUUUGUAAGGCGUCGUUGCCAAUACCAGCAAGGGUGAAUGACCUAAUUGGAAGGUUGACGCUACAAGAAAAGGUUAACCUCCUAGUGAACCAUGCCACGGCGGUUCCACGGCUUGGAAUCCAAGGCUACGAGUGGUGGUCUGAGGCACUCCAUGGGGUUUCAAAUGUGGGUCCCGGAACCAAGUUUGGUGGCCAAUUCCCUGCCGCCACUAGCUUCCCUCAAGUCAUCACUACCGCUGCUUCAUUCAACGCGUCCAUGUGGGAAGAAAUUGGACGGGUUGCCUCAGACGAAGCAAGGGCAAUGUACAACGGAGGAACGGCUGGGCUAACGUACUGGAGCCCAAACGUUAAUAUUUUUAGGGACCCACGGUGGGGCCGUGGACAGGAGACUCCCGGUGAGGACCCCAUGCUAGCCGGUAAAUAUGCUGCCAGUUACGUGAGGGGACUUCAGGGAACGGACGGUAGCCGGUUGAAGGUGGCUGCUUCUUGCAAACACUUUACGGCUUAUGACCUUGAUAAUUGGAACGGUGUGGAUCGCUUUCACUUUAAUGCAAAGGUUAGCAAGCAGGACAUAGAGGACACGUUCAAUGUGCCAUUCAGGAUGUGCGUGAAGGAAGGCAAAGUGGCGAGUGUGAUGUGUUCUUACAAUCAGGUUAAUGGGGUCCCUACCUGUGCGGACCCCAACCUCCUAAAGAGAACAGUUCGCGGCCAAUGGGGUCUUAAUGGGUACAUUGUAUCGGACUGUGACUCAGUUGGGGUGUUCUACACUAGCCAGCAUUACACAUCAACGCCAGAAGAAGCUGCUGCCGAUGCCAUUAAAGCAGGUUUGGAUUUGGAUUGUGGGCCUUUCCUGGGAUUGCAUACGCAGAAUGCUGUCCAAAAAGGCAUGUUAAGCGAAGCUGACGUGAAUGGUGCUUUAGUGAACACACUGACAGUACAAAUGAGAUUAGGGAUGUUCGAUGGUGAGCCAUCAACUCACCCAUAUGGGAACCUUGGUCCAAAAGAUGUGUGCACUCAAUCUCACCAAGAGCUGGCUCUUGAAGCUGCAAGACAAGGGAUUGUGCUUCUUAAGAACAGUGGACCUUCUUUGCCUCUCUCCUCACGGCGUCACCGCACCGUGGCUGUCAUUGGGCCCAAUUCUAAUGUCACUGUCACAAUGAUUGGCAACUAUGCUGGUAUUGCUUGUGGAUACACAAGUCCCUUACAAGGAAUAGGAAAAUACGCCAGGACUAUUCACGAGCUGGGUUGUGAAAAUGUGGCUUGUACUGAUGACAAGCAAUUUGGGAGGGCUCUAGAUGCAGCUCAUCAAGCAGAUGCGACUGUUCUAGUAAUGGGUCUGGACCAGUCGAUUGAGGCUGAAACCGUUGACAGGGCUGGGUUGCUUCUUCCAGGGCGUCAACAAGACCUUGUCUCAAAGAUAGCAGCUGCCUCGAGAGGCCCAACAAUUUUGGUUAUAAUGUCUGGUGGGCCUGUUGAUAUAACUUUUGCAAAGAAUGAUCCUCGAAUCGUAGGCAUCUUGUGGGCUGGUUAUCCGGGUCAAGCUGGUGGAGCUGCCAUUGCAGAUAUCUUGUUUGGAAUUACUAACCCAGGCGCCAAGCUACCUAUGACAUGGUACCCACAAGGAUACCUACAAAACUUGCCAAUGACAAAUAUGGCAAUGAGAUCAAGCCGAACCACAGGGUACCCUGGAAGAACCUAUCGAUUUUACAAAGGUCCAGUGGUGUAUCCAUUUGGUUAUGGAUUGUCUUACACACACUUUGUUCAUACAUUGGCUAGUGCCCCUAAAUUGGUCUCAGUUCCCGUGGAUGGCCACCGUCACGGAAAUAGCUCGAACAUUUCAAGCAAGGCAAUUAAAGUGACACAUGCACGAUGUGGCAAGCUUUCUAUUACACUUCACGUCGACGUUAAAAACGUUGGCUCCAGAGAUGGCACUCACACGUUGCUAGUGUUCUCGGCACCACCCGCAGGUAAUGGCCAUUGGGCACCACACAAGCAAUUAGUGGCCUUUGAGAAAGUUCAUGUUCCUGCUAAGGCUCAGCAGCGAGUGCGAGUCAAUAUUCAUGUCUGCAAGCUCCUAAGUGUGGUUGACAGGUCUGGGACUAGGAGAAUUCCAAUGGGGGAUCACAGUUUUCACAUUGGCAAUCUUAAACACUCUGUAUCACUUCAAGCAGAGACACUUGGAAUUAUCAAGUCCUGA
Molecule: messenger RNA, 2313 nt
Organism: Gastrolobium bilobum
Lineage: Eukaryota; Viridiplantae; Streptophyta; Magnoliopsida; Fabales; Fabaceae
Product: probable beta-D-xylosidase 2
Exons: 7
Coding region: 1-2313 (770 amino acids)
Biological process (GO): xylan catabolic process; arabinan catabolic process
Cellular component (GO): plant-type cell wall
Molecular function (GO): alpha-L-arabinofuranosidase activity; xylan 1,4-beta-xylosidase activity
Source: RefSeq, a predicted model, not a curated record